Molecule: messenger RNA, 564 nt
Organism: Momordica charantia (bitter melon)
Lineage: Eukaryota; Viridiplantae; Streptophyta; Magnoliopsida; Cucurbitales; Cucurbitaceae
Source: RefSeq, a predicted model, not a curated record
AUGGAAUUGAGACCGAAAAUUGACCCUGCAAUUUAUGCAUCUGCAAACGUGUCCUGUUUAUCGCAUCUAGCGAAGACAGUGACUGCUAUUAAGGGAAAAUUGGCCCCUAGACAGCUAGCCAUGUUUAGGAAAACCAUAUUCAGUCAUUUGCUGGACGUGGACCUCGUUUUUAACGGGCCAUUGGUACACAAUAUAUUACUUAGGGAGGUUGAGGAUAGUACGACGGACAGUAUUAGUUUCAACCUGUUUGGGAGGAAAGUGUCGUUCGGACGGAGGGAGUUUGACCUUAUUAGUGGCCUUAAGUAUGACGGGAGCCUAGUUAGGAAAGAUACUCAUGUUCAUAGACUUAGGGCUCUGUACUUUAACGAUAGGUCUGACCUUGUCUUGAGUGAUUUAGAAGACCUAUAUGAAGCCGCCCAAUUUCAGGAUGACUUCGAUGCGGUUAAGGUAUCCAUUGUUUACAUGGUCGAAAUGGUCUUGCUAGGGAGGGAGAGAACUGUGAAGUUCGACCAGACGCUGUUAGGAAUAGUGGAUGACUGGGAGGUCUGCUGCAACUACGACUGA